This is a messenger RNA of Striga hermonthica, 1356 nucleotides long. The record is from the annotation of a GenBank genome assembly. Lineage: Eukaryota; Viridiplantae; Streptophyta; Magnoliopsida; Lamiales; Orobanchaceae.
AUGUGCAUGAUGGCUUCCAAACUAGCCUACGAGAAUGAUAAGGUUGUCAAAAACAUCGUAGAUCUUCAUUGGAAGAUGCAUUUUGUUGACUUCUACAAUUGUUGGAAUGAUUAUCAGAAAGAGAACUGUACCCAAGUUUUCAUAAUGUGUGACAAGCCAAAAGAUGCAAACUUGAUACUCAUUAGCUUCCGGGGCACUGAACCGUUUGAUGCCGACGAUUGGAUCACGGAUUUCGACUACUCGUGGUACGAAAUCCCAAAACUCGGGAAAGUACACAUGGGAUUUCUCGAGGCCUUAGGUUUAGGCAACAGAGUCGAAGCCUCCACGUUUUACGCAAAUCUUCGAGCCAACUGCAACUCAAAAGAUAAUAAACCUCCCAAAUUAAACGGUUAUAAGGAACUUACACCUAUGGGAAAGAGAACUGCAUACUAUACCGUACGAAGCAAGCUCAAGGAUUUGCUCCGAGAGCAUGUGAAUGCAAAGUUUGUGGUGACAGGGCAUAGUCUCGGUGGGGCCCUCGCCAUAUUAUUCCCUACCGUGCUCGUGCUGCAUGAAGAAGAGGAGAUUAUGAAGAGGUUGUUGGGGGUUUACACUUUCGGGCAGCCUAGGAUUGGUAAUAGACAGCUCGGAACUUAUAUGCAAGCCCGUCUCGAAAAGCCCGAGUCAAAGUAUUUCAGGGUCGUUUACUGCAAUGAUCUUGUUCCGAGACUGCCUUAUGAUAAUAAAACCUUCUUGUACAAGCAUUUUGGGGAGUGCUUAUACUUCAACAGCCUAUACGUUGAGAAAAAUGUGAAGGAAGAGCCGAACAAGAAUUACUUUGGGUGGCGAUUUCUGGUUCCUGAGUUCUUAAAUGCUGUUUGGGAAUUGGUGAGGAGUUUUAUGAUGGGUUAUAUAUACGGGCCGGGUUAUAAAGAGUGCUGGGAAUCUGUUAUGCUGAGGAUAGUAGGAUUAGCAAUCCCGGGUCUUUCGGAUCACAGCCCGGUUGAUUAUGUGAACUCUAAGAACGGGAAUGGAAGACGACCCCAAGGCGAAGUCGAUGAGACAGCGAAUCGAAAGUUCCGUUCAACCAGCGAAGUGCGAAGUAUGUCGCACACCGGCGGCAGACACAAUCAUCCAACCACUGAAAAUCGUCGCCCUGUCCAGCCGGCCACCUCCGCCAAUGUCUGCGACGAUCGAGUCCGUUCAAAAGUCCGGCCAAACUCCGCCCUGCUCCACCGUCAUGUAAGGCGUCGUCGGAGAGUCCUUCGUUCCCGACGUUGUCUGAAGGCCUUCGUGUCCGGCGAUGCAACUGCGGCCGAGCCGAGAUGCCGAAAUGAUCGAAGGGUCUGCAAAAUGAAUAAUGAGUCUGCAACUUAG